Messenger RNA from Sorex araneus (European shrew), 5488 nucleotides. RefSeq names its product unc-51 like autophagy activating kinase 2 (gene ULK2). Gene Ontology annotation, biological process: autophagosome organization; positive regulation of autophagy; autophagy. Gene Ontology annotation, molecular function: ATP binding; protein serine/threonine kinase activity. The transcript is spliced from 27 exons. Gene Ontology annotation, cellular component: autophagosome; cytoplasm. Lineage: Eukaryota; Metazoa; Chordata; Mammalia; Eulipotyphla; Soricidae. Bases 103 to 3210 code for a protein of 1035 amino acids. The record is from RefSeq and is a predicted model, not a curated record.
GCCCGCCCGGGCCCGGGGCCGUGGCCGCCCCGGUGCGCUGGGCCGCGGGCGCGCUCGGGAGCGGGGACCCCGCGGCGCUGAGCCCCGCCCGCCCGGCUCGCCAUGGAGGCGGUGGGCGACUUCGAGUACAGCAAGCGGGACCUCGUGGGACACGGGGCCUUCGCUGUGGUCUUCCGGGGGCGGCAUCGCCAGAAAACGGACUGGGAGGUAGCUAUUAAAAGUAUUAAUAAAAAGAACUUGUCAAAAUCACAAAUACUGCUUGGGAAGGAAAUUAAAAUCUUAAAGGAACUUCAGCAUGAAAAUAUCGUAGCACUCUAUGACGUUCAGGAAUUACCCAACUCUGUCUUUCUGGUGAUGGAGUAUUGCAAUGGUGGAGACCUCGCAGAUUAUUUGCAAGCUAAAGGAACUCUCAGUGAAGAUACUAUCAGAGUGUUUCUACAUCAGAUUGCAGCUGCCAUGAAAAUUCUGCACAGCAAAGGAAUAAUCCAUAGGGAUCUCAAACCACAGAAUAUCUUGCUGUCUUAUGCUAAUCGCAGAAAAUUAAGUGUCAGUGGCAUUCGCAUCAAAAUAGCGGAUUUUGGGUUUGCUCGUUACCUACAUAGUAACAUGAUGGCUGCAACACUAUGUGGGUCCCCGAUGUACAUGGCUCCUGAAGUUAUUAUGUCUCAACAUUAUGAUGCUAAGGCAGAUUUAUGGAGCAUAGGAACAGUAAUAUAUCAGUGCCUAGUUGGAAAACCACCUUUUCAGGCCAAUAGUCCUCAAGAUUUAAGAAUGUUUUAUGAGAAAAACAGAAGCCUAAUGCCUAGUAUACCCAGAGAAACAUCACCCUAUUUGACUAACCUCCUUUUGGGUUUGCUUCAGAGAAACCAAAAGGAUAGAAUGGAUUUUGAAGCAUUUUUUAGCCAUCCUUUUCUCGAGCAAGUUCCAGUAAAAAAGUCCUGUCCUGUCCCCGUGCCCGUGUCGGCUGGCUCUGUCUCCGGAACCCCCUGUGGCAGCUCUCCAUCUUGUCGCUUUGCCUCUCCACCAUCCCUUCCAGAUAUGCAGCAUAUUCAGGAAGAAAACUUGUCCUCCCCACCACUGGGUCCUCCUAACUAUCUACAAGUGUCCAAAGAUUCUGCCAGUACUAGUAGCAAGAACUCCUCUUGUGACACGGAUGACUUUGUUUUGGUUCCACACAACAUCUCGUCAGACCACUCAUAUGAUUUGCCAAUGGGAACUGCUGGCAGACGGGCUUCAAAUGAGUUUUUGGUGUAUGGAGGGCAAUGUCAGCCUUCUAUGUCACCUUACAGUGAGGCAGCACCAGUUCCAGUUCCCACUCAGAUAAGAAAUUACCAGAGAAUAGAGCAGAAUUUGUCAUCUACUGCCAGCUCGGGCUCAAAUAUACAUGGUUCUCCAAGAUCUGCAGUGGUGCGAAGGUCUAACACCAGCCCCCUGGGUUUUCUCCGGCUGGGCUCCUGCUCUCCUGCACCAGCAGACACGCUACAGACUGUUGGGCGGAGACUCUCCACAGGCUCCUCCAGGCCUUACUCACCUUCUCCUCUGGUUGGUACCAUUCCUGAACAGUUUGCUCAGUGUUGCUGUGGGCAUCCUCAGGGCCAUGAAUCCAGGAGUAGAAACUCAUCAGGUUCUCCGGUGCCUCAGGCUCCAUCACCACAGUCUCACUUACUGGGUGCUAGGCUGCAGAGUGCCCCCACCCUCACUGACAUCUACCAGAACAAGCAGAAGCUGAGGAAGCAGCACUCGGACCCUGUGUGCCCAUCCCACACCAGGGCUGGCUGUAGCCACUCACCUCAGCCUAGCCGGCCUGGCAGCCUGGGAACCUCCCCCACCAAACACCUGGGGUCCUCUCCACGGAGUUCUGACUGGUUCUUUAAAACCCCUUUGCCAACAAUCAUAGGCUCUCCAACUAAGACUACUGCUCCUUUCAGAAUCCCUAAAACGCAGGCUUCUUCCAACCUCCUGGCCUUGGUUACUCGGCACGGGCUUUCCGAAGGACAGUCUAGAGAUGGGAGUGACCUCCAGGAAUGCUCCCAUUGUCUCCUAGUGCGAGGAGGCGAGAGGCAGAAGGCUGAGCAGCAGAAUAAGGCAGUAUUUGGCAGAUCUGUUAGUACUGGGAAGUUAUCAGAUCAACAGGUAAAGGGCCCUUUAGGACAUCAGGGCAGCACUGACAGUUUAAAUACAGAACGACCAAUGGAUAUAGCCCCUGCUGGAGUCUGUGGUGUUGUAGUGGCACCUCCUGCAGGAACUGGAGCGAGUUCCCGGGCUGUUCUGUUCACUGUGGGAUCUCCCCCACACUGUGCCACAGGCCCAUCUUGUGCUCAUAUGGUCCUUCGAACAAGAACAACCUCAGUGGGCUCCAGUGGUUCUGGAGGCUCCCUGUGCUCUGCCAGCGGCCGUGUGUGUGUGGGUUCCCCACCGGCACCGUGCUCGGGGUCUUCUCCAGGAGCAGAGGCAGCGUCUGGCCUGAGAUACAUGCCUUAUGGUGCUUCACCCCCCAGCCUUGAGGGGCUCAUCACCUUUGAAGCCCCGGAACUACCAGAGGAGACACUCAUGGAGCGGGAGCACACGGACACCUUGCGCCACCUGAAUGUGAUGCUGACGUUCACUGAGUGCGUGCUGGACCUGACGGCCGUGCGGGGGGGGAACCCGGAGCUGUGCGCAUCCGCUGUCUCCUUGUACCAGAUUCAGGAGAGUGUGGUUGUGGACCACAUCAGCCAGCUGAGCAAAGACUGGGGUCGAGUGGAGCAGCUGGUGUUGUACAUGAAAGCGGCACAGCUGCUGGCAGCAUCUCUGCAUCUCGCCAAAGCCCAGAUCAAAUCUGGUAAACUGAGCCCGUCCACGGCUGUGAAACAAGUUGUCAGAAAUCUGAAUGAAAGAUAUAAAUUCUGCAUUACCAUGUGCAAGAAACUUACAGAAAAGCUGAAUCGCUUCUUCUCUGACAAGCAGAGAUUUAUUGAUGAAAUCAAUAGUGUAACUGCAGAGAAGCUCAUCUAUAAUUGUGCUGUGGAAAUGGUUCAAUCUGCAGCCCUAGAUGAGAUGUUUCAGCAGACUGAAGAUAUUGUUUAUCGCUAUCAUAAGGCAGCCCUUCUUCUGGAAGGCCUAACUAAGAUUCUCCAGGACCCUGCAGAUAUUGAAAAUGUACAUAAAUAUAAAUCUAGUAUUGAAAGAAGAUUGUCAGCCCUCUGCUACAGCGCUUCCUCAACUAUGUAAGCAGCAGCAGGUGGAUCCCAGGGACCACUGGUGCGGUGAGAGGUGACACGUCUGGAAAUAGAGAAUGUCACCCUAUCGUCAGAAAUGGCAGCUUCUUAACUGGUGACUACCAAAGAACAAGCUGCGAUUUUAGGAAGGAAAAACAAUCCUGAGCUGCAUACACUUGUGGGGAAUCUGCCUUAUUGGAGAAGUUACCCUUACUUUUUUCUUUGUAGAAGCCAAAACAAGAGUUUCCCAUUUGACUUUCAGCUUGAACUUGGGAAACAUAGGUAUCUUAGAACUAUCAGUGCAGUCAUUUAUAAGAACAGUUAGAGUGAAGCAUAGUAAGUGACUCCUCAUUCCAAUCACCAGAGCAGCAUGUGAAAUUCCACAUGUUCGUUGAAGGUUAGAAAAAAAAAAUCUAUGUCUCAGAAAACAAGACAAAAAAGAACAACAGCAACAAAAAAUGUAUGUCUCAUCCAAGAAUAUUGACAUUUGGGGUAAGUUGUCUUCACUCUGAGCACACAUCCUUAAGCAGCUCAGGAAGAAAGAGCUCACAAAGUGAAAGGAGACUCCUGGAAGAAAUUGUGAAAGUCUUCAACUUGCUCAGAUGUGGACACCUGUUAAUCUUCCAGAAUCUUUCAUGUUGCACUAAUUUAUUAAAAAAAAAAACACCACAACUGUAUUGGAUUUUGCAACUUAAAACUGAGGCACAAUGGACUUGUUUCAAAUAUUUUACUUGAUUAUAUACAUAUAUUCUUUCCAAAACUCACAUGUAAUCUCUAGUGGACUUUUAAAAGGUAAAAUUUGUGUUUAUGUGAACCUUUUCAUUUUUUUUAACCUAUUCAUAUAUACCUACAUAUUUUCUCAAUGGUAUUUUAAGUUGCUUGUUUGCUUUUGGUUGCAUUUUUUUAUUGUGCAUGCAGAACGUGCAUUGAUGCCUGUGACCUCUAGGUUUAUUGAAGACUAGGUUUAUUUGGGCAGUAUUAGAAAAAAAAUACCGAUCAGGAGAUACUCUCAAGAAUUUUAUUAGAGCCAAAACAAAGUUGGUGAUAAAGGCUAGUUAGUGAUGUAAAGUUUCUACAUGAAAGUGAAAAUGAAGUUUGUUUCCUUUUAGGGAAAUGGGCAGCCCUCUUAGCCUGUUCUGCGUUUCCUCUUAGCCCGGCAGUUCACCAAAUAGCUAGCCCUGGAGAAUGUAGACAGUUAUCUUCCCUCCAGAAACAGUUUCUUCAUUGGUAUACUACUUGAUUUCUUUUACUUACCUGCUUGAAUACUUGAAUAAACCAUUCUCCAGUUUUAAUUUUUUAAUUUUAAUCCUUUUGGAUACUAAAAUCUGAACUCUGACAAAUUACACCAAAACUUGUUGACAUUGAUCUAAUUUUAGUGUACUUAUAAACAUGAGCAAAAAGUUUUGCUUUACUUUAACAAAAUUAUGUAAUUUUUACCUUAUUUAUCUGUAUGAAAUUCCAGUAGUUAAUUUGAACAUUUAUUUAUAUGAUGUUUGUAUUUUUAGGUCUUUAAUACAGUGUUUCUACCUCUCAUUUGUAACUGCAUGCAUUAUUCUUGAAACUAGGUAAAACUCACCAAAUCAUUGUGUAAUAGUAGCUUUUUUAUUAUUGCCUGUACAGCUGUAUAUUAAGGUAAAAAUAAAACUGACACAGUGUUUUUAGGGCAGCUAGGUCCAUGUUACAUGACUUAUCAAGCCAGGUCCUUCCUCAGUUGAGUUUGGAGGCAUGGCCAUUAGCACCCUUUGUCCUACCCCAGGGAUUUUGAUACUUGCAGACUGUCAUGCAGGCUGCCAGGAAUACAGAUUGUGGUGAUGAUUCCUACCCUUUCUAGGCAGGGUUUAUAAGCACUGUUAUUAGUGAUAUCUAUUUUUUAUCAUUUUUUCCCCUGUGUUCACAGGUCAGUUUCCUUUGAGUUCUUAGUAUCUCCCAUUUUAUCUCAGUUCACUGCGGGAAUGAGUUUCUUGGUGUCCUCCUCCCCCCCCCCCCCUUUUUGUCCCCACCCUCUCACCAUUAGACAGGAUAAGGCAGAUUGUUCACAGUGGGAGCGUGAUUGGUCUGAAAUCGAUAACCAGGCAUGUGGUUAUUAUCAUACUUCGUGACUUCUACAUCCCUUCCCUUCAUAAGUAAGUUCUGUGGUGGAUGGUGUGUGUGAAACAGGUCUGACAGCAGAAGAGAAUGACAAACUGUAAAUUCAUAGAUUCUGAUUAUACUUACAUUAUCAAGGCCAAUUGUUUUAAGAGAUUUUUGCCUUGAUUAUAGCAAUAAUAAACAAAUGCUUUAUGUUUCUGUGA